CGCUCACGCAAAGGCUGCUCUUGCCCUGCUCGCAAGGCCAUGCCUUGGCCGCCUGCUCGCAACGCCGCCUUGCCGCUGCCGAAGCCGCGCCCGCCCCUGCCCUGCUCGCAACGCCGCGUCGCCCUCCCCUCCUGAAGCCGCGCCCGCCCCUGCCAGAGCCGCGUUCGCCUCGGAUCUCCAGAGUCGCGCCCGCAUCGAACUGCCGGAGCCGCGCCCACCCCCGACCGCCGGAGCCACGCUCGCGGAUCCGCGACCGCCGGAGCCGCGCUCACCGGAGCCGCGACCGCCGGAGCCGGGCUCGCCGGAGCCGCGACUGCCGGAGUCGUUGGAGGGUCGUCCCCGUGCCUGCUCAUCCAUUCGUCUCCAACAGACUGCAACCCAAGGAGGACGUUAGGUCGUGGGAGCACAGGCGUUCCUCGAAGCUGUGGGUCUGCCUGCAUCGCUAGCCUGACUUCACCGCCACCCAAGAGGAUGGAUGACCGUCAGUGGAUGUACACCGGCCGCCCAAGUCAGAGACAUCUCCUUGGAAUGGAUUGAGAAGACCGAGGCUUUCUUAGAGCAAGCAUUCACCAGGGCUAAAGGCGCCCGUAUGACCUGGUGUCCAUGCGUGAAGUGUGCAAACACGCGGAAGCGUACGAAGGAGGUCAUGGGGCAGCAUCUUUGCAAGUUUGGGUUUAUGCAGGGCUAUACCCAAUGGACCUACCACGGUGAAGGUGAUCGCACGAGGGAGGAGGUUGUGAGACCACGUGUCGAUGGUUUUGAUGAUGAUGGUGGGGUAGCAGACAUGUUAGAUGACUUUGGCCACAGAAACUUUGUUGGAGGAGUUACGGAGGAUCCCGAGCCUACCGCCAAGGCAUAUUAUGACAUGCUAGACUCGGCUCAGAAACCCCUCCACGGCCAUACAUCAGUCUCACAGCUCGAUGCCAUUGGUCGUGUGAUGGACUUCAAGUCUAGGUGUAGCAUGAGUCGACAACACUUCGACGACUUGCUGACAAUUAUUGGCACAUUGCUUCCGGUGGGUCACGUUCUGCCGAAGAGCAUGUACGACUCACAGAAACUUCUUCGUGCACUAAAGAUGCCAUAUGAGAAGAUACAUGCUUGUCUGAAAGGCUGCAUCCUAUUUAGGAAACAAUAUGAGAAUGCAAAGUAUUGUCCAGAGUGUGGCUCCUCUAGGUUCCUGGAGGUAGAGUCCGGUGAUGGUAGCACUCGGCAGCUGGACAUCCCCGCUAAGAUCCUACGGUACCUUCCCUUCUUACCGAGGCGUCAAUGGCUAUACAUGACCGAGGAGACCGCAAAGCAGAUGACGAGUCAAGAGUGGCACACUAUAAUGCUAUAUGUGUUGACGAAUCUUGAUGAGGUGCAUCCAUACAUGCAGUAAGUUCUAUACCACUUUGUUUCUCAUUGGUGUUGUAUAUGCACUAUUUGCAUCCAACCCCUUUGUCCCCCAACGAUGCAGGCAAUUUCAAAAUGAAUUCUAGCGUCGAUCAAGGGAACCAACCCCACAAGAGCUUGAUACACUUCUUAAACACGGUGCACGCGCUGGAAGUCCUGAUUUCAUUUCUUGGUUCCAAGAAAAGGUACUUUCCCUCGUGUACUUAGUAUCACAUUGCAAGUAGAUGGUACGAGCGGGUAAUAUAAUGUACUAUCCUUCUUCACCUUGCAGAGCCAAACCGAUGCGCUUAUGAGCGCCGAGUUAAGACAUGUUGCCCAUGGUUGUGCACACAGGGUCAUAUCAUAUGCCGGUUAUGAUGUGAAUGAAUAUCGCUUCCACACAACAAGGCACGAGCAAAGUCGUCCUAACCGGAAAACGACAAAUACUGGAGUUUUCACGCUCGGCCAAAAUGGGCUGGACUAUUAUGGAAGAAUUGAAGACAUAUACGAACUCACGUUUCAUGGUUGCAAAGAUAUUAAAUCCGUCAUAUUCAAAUGCCAUUGGUUUGACCCUGAAGUAACAAGACGGACGCCUAAUCUUGGGCUAGUCGAAAUUCGACAAGAUUCCGUCUUACCAGGAGAUGAUGUAUACAUUGUGGCCCAACAGGCCACACAAGUUUAUUAUACGUCGUACCCGUGCAAAACCGAUGCAUGUCUUAAGGGUUGGGAUGUUGUGCACAAGGUAUCGCCGCACGGUGGAGUACCGGUACCAAACAAGGAAGAUUACAACUUUGACACGGACACAUAUGAAGGGGAGUUCUAUAAAGAAGAGGGUCUAGAAGGGACUUUUGUGAUAGACUUAACUGAAGCCAUGGAUGUGGCCAUUGUUGUUGAAGACGACGAUGACGUUGAGGUUGAAUAUGUGAGGGACUUACAAUUACUUGAGGAGUUACGCUUAGACAAUGACAAUAACGAUAUCGAUGCUCCUCCACUUAGUGAUGAGUACCUAGACAUGGCUGGUACAGAUGAUGAGAUGGAGGAUGCACCGGAUGCCGGUUAUGAAGAUGAUGAUUAUUUCUAAUACAUGUCACUGAACAAAGAUGGUGGGUGGCAUGAGGAAUGUGAGGUCACGGUACGCCCGACCGAGGGAGGAGCCUCAGGAGCAGCCUGAGGGGUUGGGGAGCAGGUCGAGGAGCCGGUCGAGGCACACCUCGAGCAGGAGGACCAGGAGCGUUAGCAGUCUUCAGGGGGAGACACCCGCGGUGCAGCAGCAGGAGACGCCCACCUGGGAGCAGGAGGAGCAGGAGGAGAUGACCACCGGGGCGCACGAGGAGCAGGAGGAGGAGGAGGAGGAGGAGGAGGAGGAGGAGGACGAGGACGACGGGGCCCCGCCAGAUAUCUGGCAACGAGGUCCCAGUCAGCUUCCCAAUCGAUCGAUAUUCAUCGACCAUCGCACAUUGAUUCGGCCACGAGGGCAAAAGUCCUUUAAGGUACUAGUAGCAGGAGUUGCUCACCAACGGCACCCCAGUACCAUCCUUGGUGGCUUGUGCAGGUUGCACUUCCCUGGCGUGGUCACUCUUGCGGGGGCUCCGGAGCCAGCAUGGACAUUUCAGCACUACGGAGGCACGCCGGAUACCACAGAUGUACUUGGCAGGAACUUCGGCAACAAGGCCUUGAGGGUGAUCAAGGAGAUGUGGGAUUUCUUUAGAGUGGAGCCUGAAUAUGAGGAACAGGCCAAUCACAUUUUUGGAACAAAAUGUGUCAAGAGCAUCAAGGACAUGCACUACGAGGCGCGCAUCCAGGCAAUCAUAAAUUACAAGGCCCAGUACGAGCAUGUGAAGAUACACAAAGAUGUCGCAAAGGGACACUACACUGACCAAGGAACAGUUCAUGCUUGUGCCACCGUAUUGGGUGGAGGGCAAAGGGAUGUGCUGGGAAAUGAUGGUGGACUGGUGGUGCAGCCAGGAAUGGCAGGACCAGCACGACGCAGCCCGCGUGCGACACAGAAAGAUGUCAGGUCCAUCACACCAUCAAGGGAGCCUUACCCUCGAGGAAUACAGAGAAAGAUAUGAAGCCGCACACCCUGGGCAGGAUAUAGGCCCGUUGGGGGCCUAUACUCUGUCCAAGAAGGGGAAGGCGACGGCCGACAUCACCUACAGCCCGGACGACCCUCCUGAGGCAUACACCAACUCCACCGUCCAUAGCCGGAUCAGCUCAUACUGUGAUUCAGCACAUGCGAUCCAUGACCCUAACUUCGAUCCCUACAAUGAGGCCAUCAGUGGAGAAGCAGCCAUGGGCGGUACUGGGUUGCCGACCCCUUGAUUGACUCCUCGAGGACUCCUACUCUCUCCCAGAUUAGAGCAAAGGAUAGGCGCCAGGGCCAAAGUAGCUCAGGGGUACGCUCGAGGCCGACCGCAGCCGACUGCAUCAUCACCAACCUCCAGACCCAGCUUUCGCAAAAGGAAAUCAGGAUCACCGAGUUAGAGACACAGUACAGGGAGAUGGCCAUCUACAUGCGAACUCUUGGGGCUCAGAUGGGAGCACCUCCGCCACCAAACUUGUACGUUCCACCCGCUCUAGGUGGACCUAGCCCACUUCACUCCCAGGGUUCUACUCAAGAGCCCAAUGAGCAAAGUCCUCAAGACGGUGGGUGGAGCGACCAUGUCAAUCCGUACCAACCUCCAGGCGAUUCAUGGGGCAGACGAGAUGGAUUCGGUUGGUGAACUUGUAGUUUGUUCAUGGAAUUUGUCGUUUUAUCGGACGUGUUGUUGAACUUGUGGUUUCCUCGGACUUGUGAUGGACUUGGUGAUGAACAUGUGUUUAUGUAUGUGACAUGUACGUUAUAUGUAUGUGAGAGAUUUGGUAUAUCGUGGUUA
This is a messenger RNA of Sorghum bicolor (sorghum), 4247 nucleotides long. RefSeq lists its product as uncharacterized. The transcript is spliced from 10 exons. The record is from RefSeq and is a predicted model, not a curated record. NCBI's taxonomy places the organism in Eukaryota, Viridiplantae, Streptophyta, Magnoliopsida, Poales, Poaceae. Gene Ontology annotation, biological process: transposition. The coding region runs from base 2472 to 3443 and encodes 323 amino acids.